Lycium barbarum (goji berry) is the source of this 1398-nucleotide messenger RNA. Its product is annotated as ATP-dependent Clp protease proteolytic subunit-related protein 4, chloroplastic. Bases 60 to 974 code for a protein of 304 amino acids. Gene Ontology annotation, molecular function: serine-type endopeptidase activity; ATPase binding; ATP-dependent peptidase activity. The transcript has 8 exons. Gene Ontology annotation, cellular component: endopeptidase Clp complex. Gene Ontology annotation, biological process: protein quality control for misfolded or incompletely synthesized proteins. The record is from RefSeq and is a predicted model, not a curated record. Lineage: Eukaryota; Viridiplantae; Streptophyta; Magnoliopsida; Solanales; Solanaceae.
ACCCAAUCGUUCACUCACUCGCUCUUCACUCUCUCUCAGUUUCAACUUUCAAACACACAAUGGAAGCUGUGACUAUUGCUUCCCAAUUCUCGCCGGCGACGGGAUUCCGGCGGUCAUCUCCGGCGAGUUGCCGUGCAUCAGCUGCUCCUAAACGGAGCCUCAGCUUUUCGCCGUCUCCAAAAUGUUCUCUAUCCACCAGCUUUAUCUCCCCAUUUGUUGGCGGCAGUGUACUAGCGGACUUCUCGGGUCAGAGAAUCCGACCCGAUUCUCUUCACCCUAAUUCUUCCUCUGGCUCUCGCCCUAAACGUGCCGUUGUCACUAUGGUUAUUCCUUUCUCAAGGGGAACUGCAUGGGAGCAACCUCCUCCAGAUUUAGCAUCUUACUUGUAUAAGAACCGAAUCGUUUACUUGGGCAUGUCUCUAGUUCCAUCAGUGACUGAAUUGAUACUAGCUGAAUUUCUUUACCUUCAGUAUGAGGAUGAGGAAAAGCCAAUCUAUCUUUAUGUAAAUUCUACUGGAACAACCAAGGAUGGUGAAAAGUUGGGUUAUGAGACAGAGGCGUUUGCUAUAUAUGAUGUUAUGAGAUACGUCAAGCCACCUAUAUUUACCCUCUGUGUUGGGAAUGCAUGGGGAGAAGCUGCCUUGCUUUUAGCAGCUGGUGCAAAAGGAAAUCGUGCCGCAUUGCCCUCAUCUACAAUUAUGAUUAAGCAGCCAAUUUCUCGGUUUCAGGGUCAAGCAACAGAUGUUGAGCUCAUGCGGAAAGAAGUAAAGAAUGUCAAAGCGGAAUUGGUGAAAUUGUAUUCAAGGCAUAUUGGUAAAUCACCUGAGGAGAUUGAAGCAGAUAUAAGACGUCCAAAGUACUUUAGUCCUUCUGAAGCAGUAGAAUAUGGAAUUAUUGAUAAGGUUCUAUACAAUGAGAGGGGAAGAGAAGAUAGAGGAGUUGUAUCUGAUCUGAAGAAGGCCCAACUUAUCUGAAAGGACUCAAAGGAGUCAAAAGUCCCAUUAGCCAUGAAACCAUAGGGAUUGAGGUGACGUUUGGCAUCUACCUUUCACCGGCAAUUCAUCAACAAGGCUAUUCCUCAUCAUGAAUGCUCCCUUUAUUCUACAGAUUCCCUCGAACUUUAUUAGCGGUUACCAACCGGUACAGCUACUGUACUUGUUUAAUACAGAUCUUAGUCACUUAGAUUCUGCAUUCUGGGUUAGCUCAAUGGAGUAGCUUAUAGAACGCGUGUAAAGUUUGGAACUACUCAGAAUGUUUAAUUAGAUGUUCCAACAUUUCAGUAUAAUAUUCCAACUGCAAGUCUGUUCACCAAUUUGUUAAGUGGAGACCUUAGAAAGGUGAAACAAUUAGACCCAAUAUUUGUUUGUUGAAUGAUGCAGCAUCAAACUACUUCAUUUA